Messenger RNA from Alternaria arborescens, 1044 nucleotides. RefSeq lists its product as hypothetical. The coding region runs from base 1 to 1044 and encodes 347 amino acids. The transcript is spliced from 2 exons. Lineage: Eukaryota; Fungi; Ascomycota; Dothideomycetes; Pleosporales; Pleosporaceae. The record is from RefSeq and is a predicted model, not a curated record.
AUGGCACAACCUGUCGAUGCAAGGAAUCCUGUCCAGCCCGAGACACUACGAUCCCAGCACAAUGUCGGGCAAGAUGCUGAUGCUAAUUCCAUGCCUGGUGACACUACGGUCAUCACCACAGCGACGCCAAAACGUCAAUAUCUCAACCUGAAUCCUCUGAAGAAGCUCGAUUUGCCCCAUCAUCAGGCAUAUAACAACGCUGCCUCAGAUCAUAAUGUAAGCUUAGUGCACUUUCUCGACAGCCUCUUUAGCGAAGUACGAAAAAUUCAAUUCGAUGAAGGUUUUGAGAACCGCGGGACCUGGAGCCCCGACAGUGGGAAUGUAAUGAUGCCUCCAUUGAACGCUACGGAGAGCAACGAUGAUAUUCCUGUCCCAGUCUCGGUCGAGAAGCGCAUCAAAGACUUGAACCAAGCCAAAUGGGCAGUCAGGACUUCUACUCAUAGCAAUACCCAUGUCAAGUUUUCCGAGUUGGGCGACCUGCUAGCAAAAGACCACAGUCGCAAUGAAGCUACCUAUACGCCGAGCGUUUUCGACGCCAUCGAACUUUUGAAGUGGGACCACGAAGAACUAUUAAAAGCUGUACAGCGUUCAGGUCACCAUAAGGAAAUUCACAGUGUAGAAAUGUUUAUAUCUCAAAUGUUCCAUAUGAUGCCCAAGGUCGCUGGUCUUAGCUUACUACAAGACCGUGUAUUCCAUGUGUUGGUCGUCACAGCAAACACAUACCAGAAGGAGGCUCCUUCUGUGCUCUGCAAAUCAUUCACCGUUCAGCUUCCGAUUGAUUAUGCAUCAUUCGGCGAUGUCAAGAUCGUACAAGAGACGAGUCGAAUGAAGAUGCGAGGUUCUUCCCAAUGCUACCAUUUCCCUUCCAGCGCGGAGUCUGGAUCAACACCUGAUGCAAACCAGAAGCAGCGACAAGGGAAGAAGCUGACAGAGGGCACCUACGUCUCAUUGGAAAGGCUCAUUGGAGCAGACUCUGCGAACAACGACCGUCAUCGUUGGGAUAUGGUAGGCCUCGUGUUUCAGGCGCUAGUGGAUGUAUGUUGA